This is a messenger RNA of Pistacia vera, 1726 nucleotides long. Its product is annotated as E3 ubiquitin-protein ligase AIP2. Gene Ontology annotation, molecular function: ubiquitin protein ligase activity. The record is from RefSeq and is a predicted model, not a curated record. NCBI's taxonomy places the organism in Eukaryota, Viridiplantae, Streptophyta, Magnoliopsida, Sapindales, Anacardiaceae. Gene Ontology annotation, cellular component: cytoplasm. Gene Ontology annotation, biological process: protein ubiquitination. The transcript has 5 exons. The coding region runs from base 130 to 1062 and encodes 310 amino acids.
GGCUUUGGUUUUCCCCUUGCCCACGAAAAUGCAUUUCUUUCAUAAUUUAUAGUACGAUACAGAUUCAUCUUCAUUCAUUCAAUUCAUUAUAAAGAAUAAGAAGAUUAAUUAAACGAAAGAAAAGAGACAAUGGAGUCGGAUGAAGGAUUGAGACAGCAAUUGGAAGAAUUGCAAAAACAGCUCGGAAAGAAACAGAAGUUUGAAGAUUCCGUCUCCAAAAUCAAUUCUCUUCUUCACGAUCAAUUUCCCUCUGCUUCUCCACCUCUUCGCAAUCUGUUCUAUUCUGUUGUUUGCCGAGUUGCAACUAUUUUAAAGACGAGAUACACGUCGCCGGGUUUUUGGCUUGCUGGACUUCGGCUUUUUGAGCAGGCUGAGAGUCUUGUUUCUGACCCUUCUCAUAAGCAACAUAUGAAGGCUUGUAUUGCUCAAGCUAAGGAACAUUUACAUGACAUUGAUAAUCCAACUGAGGUUUCGGAAUCCACCAACAGUAGAGGUUAUCUUUUUGAGGGGCAUUUGACUGUGGAUCCCGAGCCACCACAACCCUACUGGCUGGUGCAGUCUAAUUUGAUUAAUGCAGUUUCUUCCCUUGUGACUGCUGAGUCUUCUCGCGGUCCAGUGGAUAGCAAUAGAAAUUCAGAAGCAGCUGCCAAUAUAUUUCAGGAAUUGAUUAAUAACCUUGAUGCUGUUAUACCAGAGAUAUUGGACGAUGAUGGUGCACCACCUAGAGCUCCACCUGCCAGUAAAGAAGUUGUUGCCAAGCUCCCAAUUAUUAUUCUGACAGAUGAAAUAUUGUCCAAGCUAGGACACGAUGCAGAGUGUGCAAUUUGUAAGGAGAACUUGGUUUCAGGUGACAAAAUGCAAGAGUUGCCGUGCAAGCACACGUUCCAUCCUCCUUGUCUAAAACCAUGGCUGGAUGAGCACAAUUCUUGUCCCAUCUGUCGGCAUGAACUGCAAACUGAUGAUCAUGCAUAUGAGAACUGGAAAGAGCGGGAGAAGGAAGCUGAAGAAGAGAGGAAAGGUGCUAAGAAUGCUGUUCGGGGUGGUGAAUACAUGUAUGUUUAAUCAAAGUUGCUUGAACUGAAAGGAACCGGUGGAGGUGAAGAUGACAGGAAAGAUGCUGCAAAUUCCACAAACGUCGGGGAAAGCAUGUUAUUUACAGUCCUUAUUGGAUUCUAUUAGUGACCUGUUAUUUUUAUCCAUAAAAUUGUUAGUUUGAUUACUGUUAAUGAUAAAAAAAAAAAAUCAAAAUUUAACAUUCCUGAACCCUCUCCAUGGGCUGGCCCGAGCAUGUCUGAUGUUUAAAAUUGCACUAUUUUGGAGCCAGUAGGCAUCAAUGGAGAAUUACCUCCUCUUGCGUACAUGUUUGAUUUGGUUCUCAAUACUUGGGUUUCUAAUUAAGUGCUAUUAUUUAGCAUUGUGACUUUUUGACCGAUAUUAGUGGAGUUGAUGUCUUUACAACCUCAAGAAGGUUGAUUUGGCACUAGUUCAUCUGGUUCAGGAUUGAAUCAGGAUCGGAGAACAAAUGAAUGUUGAAAUUUUGAGGUGGAGUCCAGGCCCUAUUGAAAGCCUUGGAUGUGCUUUUGCCGUGUUUAAAAAUCUUGGAGCCGCCAACUCUUUUUUCUGUUAGCAGAAUGUGGUGCUGGCUGAAACGUUUUCAGUCAAAACCAAGUUCCAAAAUUUGUAUAUUUGAUUCUAGGAAGAAAGCCCGUAAUUAUCGAAUUCUUAA